AUGGGCAGUGUCAAAGAAGUCGGAUAUUUUUGGAAAGAAUGGCACAUAAGGGUUGCUAACGGGGCUAAUGGCUAUGAAGCAGCAAAUUCACUACUCACCACCUAUUUUAGCUUGAUUCAAUAUCAUGAUAGGUUGGAACAAGACACAUCUUUUGUUCUCUCCGCUUUUUAUCAACAAUUUGACAGGAUCUCUUGUGAGGUGACCGGAAUGAGCCAUGGAGAGGAGCUGAUUCCGGAGCUGGCCGCAGUGGUUGCCUGGAUGGCAGAGACCGCUUUUCAAAGCCUUGAACUGGAGAUUAGGCUUGAGAGCGCACGACAAGAAAGAGAGACAAUGUUUUCAAGACUACAUAGUGUAUUGAAUAGUGUUUUCUUGUCAAGUCACCUCGAUACACAGAUGGACUCGCUGACUUGCACGCCAACCAGGAUUACCGCAAAGGCUUAUCAAGUGCUGAAGAGCAAAGCAAAGGAAGCUGAACGGACAAGGGAGGUAGCUACUCAACUUUGGGAGGGGUUAGAUGACUGGAGAGAGGUGAAAGUGUCCGAAUUGCUGGCAAGAGCCAGAAGUACUCUUCUCGCCAGGGUCAUGGACAAUCUCGAGUUAACAUCAGAUCACAGUCCUCUGUAUUCCUCUACUGCCAAUCAAGAUUUUGGACACACUGCGUUUUACAGUAAAUACAUAUUCAGAUGA
This is a messenger RNA of Tremella mesenterica DSM 1558, 687 nucleotides long. RefSeq lists its product as uncharacterized. The record is from RefSeq and is a predicted model, not a curated record. Lineage: Eukaryota; Fungi; Basidiomycota; Tremellomycetes; Tremellales; Tremellaceae. The coding region runs from base 1 to 687 and encodes 228 amino acids. The transcript is spliced from 2 exons.